This is a messenger RNA of Vigna angularis (adzuki bean), 959 nucleotides long. RefSeq names its product kunitz trypsin inhibitor 5. The coding region runs from base 95 to 760 and encodes 221 amino acids. Gene Ontology annotation, molecular function: endopeptidase inhibitor activity. The transcript has a single exon. The record is from RefSeq and is a predicted model, not a curated record. Lineage: Eukaryota; Viridiplantae; Streptophyta; Magnoliopsida; Fabales; Fabaceae.
UUAACUAAUUAAAGCUAUCUAUAAAUUCACACUAAUGUUCUUAUAAUUAUGCUCCAUCGCUCAGUAUAACCAGAUACAAAGUACCUGAUAAUAUAUGUGCAAACCAGUAAUGAAGAACAUAGUGCUAGCUUUUGUUCUUCUCUUUGCCCUAAGCUUACAACCACCACUCAGAGCAACUGAUGCACCAGCAGAGCCAGUAGUUGACACGUCAGGGAAGAAACUCCAAGUUGAUCAGAGUUACUACAUUGUUCCAGCUAUGAGAACCUUCACAAGAUGUGGAAAGUUGGAAUGUUUGAAUGCUGAAGGCCUUUCACUUGCCAACAUUGGUGAGACAUGCCCUCUUGACGUUGUGGUUGUGCAAAGAUCUUUUGGCUUGCCACUGUCAUUUUCACCCUUUGACACCAAUGAAGGUGUUGUUCUUGAGUCCACUGAUUUGAACAUCGUGUUCUCCACCGAUCGUACUAGUUGUGAUGAGUAUUCUCUGGUGUGGAAAUUGGACCACUUUGGUGGCUCUAAAGGAGAGUGGGUUGUGACCACUGGUGGCUCUAAGGGGAACCCUGGUAGGAGAACCAUACGCAACUGGUUCAAAAUUGACAAGUGUGAUGGUGCUUAUAAAAUUGUUUAUUGUCCCAGUGUGUGCCUUUCUUCCAAACACUUGUGCAAGGAUGUUGGUGUUUUUGUGGAUGAGAAUGGCAAUAGGCGUUUGGCUCUCAGCGAUGUUCCAUUCAAAGUUAAGUUCCAGCUUGCAAAAUCAAAUUAAGCUCAAUAAAUAAAUCACAAACAAUAAGUGUGUUUAGUUUCUUUAUAGCAUUCAAGUUCAUUAAGUGCUUAUAGGUUUUUUCAUAAGUUAGAUUUGCAUGCAUGUUAUGUUAAAAGUAUUAAUAAAAAGAAGAAAUAUCUUAUCGUUGUGUAGUUGUUUCAAGUUUAUUUACAUAAUGCAUUAUGUCUCAAUGUUACGG